AUGACUUUAUGCAAAUGCAGAGAACAAUUCUUACCGCCGAUUGAUCCAGAUAAUGAACAAUUUGUAAUUUAUGUCCGGUCAAAAAAAGGGUUGAAAACGUGGUUUCCUCUCAACGUAGUCACGGGAGGUUCAACUGCUAAUACCUUAGUGAAAGGUUUAGACAGUAAUUUAUCGAAAGAUGUGUGUCUUUCUCUUUUCUAUUAUCAUUUUUCUCAUUACUUCUUGCAGAUGGCUCUGAAAUCACUGACAAACAAUAUUGGCCAAGCUUUGUACAAAGAGCAGGUUCAGCUGGAAGAAAUGGUCAGAAAAAUGCCUAUGUUGAAGAGUGCGAGAGAACUUGAGUAUGGAUUCAGUGUCUUGGACAAAAAGAAUCCCAACUCUAUGUUUAAACCUUCAGAAAAGGACGUUUAUGUUAUUCCACCGGAGGAAGAGACGCGGAUGCCAGCCCAGGAAGCAGCAGAGGGUCUUAAAAAAUUCGGAGACAACUUCAAAAAAUUAAUUGAUGGGGGUAACUGA
Messenger RNA from Bathycoccus prasinos, 516 nucleotides. RefSeq lists its product with no specific name. Lineage: Eukaryota; Viridiplantae; Chlorophyta; Mamiellophyceae; Mamiellales; Bathycoccaceae. The record is from RefSeq and is a predicted model, not a curated record. Bases 1 to 516 code for a protein of 171 amino acids. The transcript has a single exon.